CGUCAUCUUUAAAAAAAGGUAACUUGUGGACCCAUAGAAUGGAGUGCAUGAACGUUUUCGGUCAAAGUUUCCACAACGUGAUCGGUGAAUCCGUGUGUAGUGUCCUUUUGGAAGGUGGCGACAAAGAUGAAUCGUCCGCACAGAUAGACGACUGGUCUUCGGAAAACGAAAAUCUGUCCUGCUCGUAUUGCCGCAUCAAAUUCUCCGAUAUUCAGAGUCAGAGGGAGCAUUACAAGCUAGACUGGCACCGGUAUAACUUGAAACAGUCUCUGGUAUCGAAACCUCCCAUUACUGAGGAGGAGUUUGGUGAGAAAACAGGAAACGAUGAUCUCUCCAGUAUUUCUGGCUCGGAUACGGAAAAGGAAGAUACUUUGGACACUUACGCCACCGCUCAAGGCAAGAUAUUCCUUCAAAACAAAUUGGGGCAGGUGUUUUCCAUGUACCGAUGUUUGCUGUUCGAUAGGAAAGAAGAAAUUAGCGACGAAGAUAUCCUAGCUCGUCUUACGCAAUGCUGCGUCGGCAACCAGCAGUGGACGGUUUUGAUGCUCGGCGGGGGACACUUCGCCGGGGCCGUUUUUCAAGGCAGCGAACCGAUCUUACACAAGACUUUUCACUGUUACACUGUCAGGGCCGGGCAGGGGGGUUCCCAGUCAUCGAGGGACAGUAAAUCGGGAGGACCACAGCCUAAGAGCGCCGGAGCGUCGCUUAGGCGCUAUAACGAGCAGUCUUUAGUCCAGCACGUAAAAGCCAUCGUGGACACCUGGAGGUCAGAGAUAGACAAGAGUUCCCUUAUAAUAUAUCGAGCGUCAGGCCCAUACAACCGUUCAGUGCUUUUCGGAGGUUCCGUUCCCCUAUUGGAGCGUUCCGACAAGAGGUUGAGGACUAUUCCGUUUUCGACCAGAAGGGCCACCUUCGCAGAAGUCAAGAGGGUACAAACCGUGUUGGCAACCGUCGAAGUUUACAAGAAUUUGCAGGAAGCAACGCAGUACUUUUCCAAGCAGAAAUCGCCCGAAGCCGACUCGAAAAGAAACAAAAUUCGAUCGGCUUGUAUAAACAGGGCGAAAUCACGGGAAACCGUCGAAAGACCCCUGCCGGGGGUGCUUUCCGGGGCCAGUAGUGCUGAAUCCGGAUUAGAACGAGUGGGAAAACCCGACGAACCAUUGGAACUACAUCUAACGUUUAGCAAUGAAGAAAUAGACGUUAACGAAUCCCUUCAGGAAUUUGGAGAUUCCUUAACUCCGGAACAACGGAAGAAAAUGCCGAAGAAGAAACAGCCGAGGAAAAGUAAAACGAAGAAGUUGAAGGAGAAAGAAGAAGCGAAAAGAAAGGACCUGGCAGAAACCCUGUUUAGAGGCGAUCUAGGAAAACUAAGAAAACUCCUGGAAAAUCAUCUAAAAACGUCCGAAGAAGGUGAAACGGCGAAAGAAAACGGCAAACAUUCCUUCGUAAACGAGGUGCUGGACGAGUCCGGUAACGCCCUGCUCCACAUCGCUGCCCUCAACGAACACGAGGCUAUCGUGAAGUUCCUACUAGACAAUGACGCCGAUCCGUGCCUGAAGAAUAGAAACCAGCAAACCGCGUACAGCUGCACGCAGAGCAGAGAAAUAAGGGAGGCGUUGAAGCAGUUCGCCAGGGACAACCCCGACAAGUACAAUUAUAAUAAGGCACAAAUACCAACCAACGCUCUCACGGCGGAGGAGACGGCAGAGAAGAGGAAGACGCAAAGGAAGGUGAAGAAGGAGAAAGAGAAGGAGAAAAAGAAGGAGAACUUGGUUAAGCGGAAGGAGGACGAAGAGAAGGACAGGUUUCUGCACUUGAGCGACAGAGAAAAGCGGGCUCUGGCAGCCGAGAGGAGGAUAUUAAGUCAGUCUGGAACUGUGACGGCUAGGUGUUUCUUGUGCGCGUCCGAUAUAUCGGGAAAAGUGCCGUUUGAGUAUUCGGGCAACAGAUUUUGUACUAUCGAGUGUUUGAAGGCGCAUAGGAUAAAAAACCCAGUUGUUUUGUCAUGA
Messenger RNA from Anoplophora glabripennis (Asian longhorned beetle), 2009 nucleotides. Its product is annotated as ankyrin repeat and zinc finger domain-containing protein 1. Gene Ontology annotation, molecular function: protein binding. The record is from RefSeq and is a predicted model, not a curated record. The transcript has 9 exons. Lineage: Eukaryota; Metazoa; Arthropoda; Insecta; Coleoptera; Cerambycidae. Bases 39 to 2009 code for a protein of 656 amino acids.